CCUUUUAGUUUACUUACUAUGACGGUCUUCAUGUUUAGAGUUGUUGAUCUUUAUCUCGGGUAACUAUGCCACUUCUUCUAGAGCUAACAGUAUAUAUAGUCCGGUUGGGCCUUGUGCAAUAGGAAGUCAGUUGUAUUUUCUGCUGAUGUUUUCCUGUUAUUCACCCAUUUUAGUAUGUGGUGAGUCGUUAACUUGUCCUAUUAGAGUUUUAAAAAAAAUAGUUAUAUACAUCGUAGUUAUAUAUUAAUUUUACGAUAGAGUUCUCUUAAAUUAUUAGUGGAGGAUAGUGAAUUGAAACAUCUUACAAACUAAGAAUAAAUCGAAAUCAAUAGUUUAUUUAUUAAUUAAGAUAUCGCCUAUCAAUCUAUAAAAGAAUAAGUCUCAGAAGAUUGUACGGAUUUCUGCAAAAAAAAAAAAAAAAAAAACUAGGGAAAACUACAAUAAUAAUAGUCAUGGCUUCUCAACAGAGUCUAGUCGCUAAAUUACACAACAUACUCAUCAGACCAACAGACAUUAUAUAAAACUAGAAAAAAGGAGUACUUGGUAUCUUUUUACCAUUGUUUAAAUAGGUAAAUUGAAUGAAUCCUGAUAAAGAGUAUAAAGAGUAAAUUCACAUUAUUUUAAUCUUCCCUCAUUAUAUUUUGUCUUUUGACAAUGUAUCAAACUCUUAAAUCCAACUCCUUUCUUUUUGUUUUAGUCAUCAACGAUUAUCCCUUCAUAUUCAGCUCCUCCGUUGAAAACCGCGUUGAAAACCUAGGAAUCACCAUUACAAAAAACAUAUCCGGCCAAAUACUACAAUUAUCAAAAUUAAAUAAUGUAUACAACAUCUUUAGUGAAAAUAAAGAAGAAACAAAAAGUAAAACCAUUUUAAAAAUGCAAACAUUAUUGAAAUGAAAAGAAAAACAGAAAUCGGGGGAAACAGAUUUUAAAAAAAUGGUAAUAGCACUAUGAGUUGAUUCUUAAAAUUAAAACACAAACAAUUUCAACAACCAUCUAACUCAACCAAAAUUUGAUUCCUAAAAUUUAUUUCACUUCAAUUUAUUGAAUAAAUAAAUGAAUAAAGGAAUAUUAAAAUAUCUUGGGCGAAAAUUAAAAUGUGAAGGUGUAUAAAGUACAGAAUCGCCGGAUCUUGUUAUUCUGGGAGUGGACCACAUGUUUGAACUGUAGGAGAUUGUAGAUGUAGGAAGGGUGUUUAUCAUUUAGAAUAGGUAAGAUCAAAGGAAAUAUUGUGCCAUUUUAAUUCGCCGUAAACGUAGGACACGUGAGACCGCCUCGAAGUACCGGAGCCAAAUCUUAAUAAGUUCACAAGCCGCUUCAAUCUAUCCUCGAAUACCAUCCGGAUGGGAUGCCUCUGUAAACCACACAUCCUUAGUUAAACUGGGACAAAAUAAGAGAGGAUGCAAGGAGCUUGCCGAUAGGUUGUGGGGGUAGGUGAUAGGAGCAAUGAAAUAACAUUUAACAUGUUUACUCUAUUCAAAAGAUACCAAAUGUAAUUCUUUUCUAGUUUUAAAUAAUGUCUGUUGGUCUGAUGAGUAUGCUGUGUGAUUUAGUGACUCAACACUGUUGAGAGGCCAUGCACUAUUACUAUUGUGGUUCUCUUUAGUUUGUUUUUGUUUUGUUUACAGAUUAGGUACACUCUUCCGAGAUUAAUAAAUGAACUAUUGAUUUCAAUUUAUUCUUAAUUUGUAAAAUGGUUCAAUUCACUAUCCUCUACUAAAAAUUUAAGAGAACUCUAUCCUAAAAUUAAUAUAAAACUACGGCAUAUAUAACUAUUUUUUUAAACUCUAAAAGACAAGUCGACAACCCACCACUUGCCACAAGGUGUGAAUAACAGGAAAACAUCACCAGAGAAGUACAACAGACUUCCUCUUGCCCAAGGCCCAACGGGACUAUAUAUACCGGUAGCUCUGGAAGAAGUGGCAUAAUUAUCCGAGGUAAGAGAUCAACAAGUCUAAACAUGAAGACCGUCUUAGUUUGUCUGUUUCUGGCUGGAAUCGCAGUCGCCCAACAUGGAUAUGGUUGGGCAGGAUGGUCCGGUAAUGGUCUCGUCGCUCCAGCAGUAGCAGCGCAUGGAUUGGUCGCUCCAGCAGUUGCCGCCCCGCGUUUCGCAGCUCCAUCAGACGCUGGUCCCGCAGCGGGUGGCCCUGCCUCACCUGGAUAUGUAAACAGACUUCUUGCAAAUGCCAUAGCACGCCAUAAUACUCCAUGGGGCUCUAUUGGACACGGACACUCGCUCAGAUAUGGACCUCACUACUACCAAUAAACAUUGCAUGUAUAUGACUGAAUAAGGCUAAUGAAAUAAACACUUUGUUAUAAACUUUUUCAUUAAUAAAGCAAACUCUCGAACACAAAUAAUUACAUUCCUUUUACUAGAUGAGCAGAAUAUCCUUAU
Nezara viridula (southern green stink bug) is the source of this 2392-nucleotide messenger RNA. Lineage: Eukaryota; Metazoa; Arthropoda; Insecta; Hemiptera; Pentatomidae. The record is from the annotation of a GenBank genome assembly.